Messenger RNA from Acanthocheilonema viteae, 361 nucleotides. The record is from the annotation of a GenBank genome assembly. Lineage: Eukaryota; Metazoa; Nematoda; Chromadorea; Rhabditida; Onchocercidae.
ACGGGUAUUUAAAUGUGGUAAAAAUUUUUCAAACAUUGGUUUGUUUGCUUCACUUCACGAUAAUCUUGCUCAGGGUAUUGUGUUACGUUCCGCAAUUCCAGUAACGCCACCAGUUACACCUGUACAGCAGAAGCGUAAAAAUCUUAUGUAUCAUAUACCAUCAAGUUCAUCAUAUCUUCUGGAAGCACUUGCCUUAAGCAUACCAUCAAAAGCACUGCCGCUAUCAUUAACAUCAAAACAAUUGGUUCGAUUUCGUAGUAUGCAUAAUUUGCAUCAUGAUUUAUUGGCAACAACAGCAGCAACAUUUUACUCACUGGAGCAAUUGAAAAAUAAUUUAGCAAAAACUAAUUGUAAAAGGUAA